Messenger RNA from Varanus komodoensis (Komodo dragon), 2710 nucleotides. RefSeq names its product DEAD-box helicase 54 (gene DDX54). Gene Ontology annotation, molecular function: RNA binding; ATP binding; RNA helicase activity. The transcript has 20 exons. Gene Ontology annotation, cellular component: nucleus. The record is from RefSeq and is a predicted model, not a curated record. The coding region runs from base 79 to 2607 and encodes 842 amino acids. NCBI's taxonomy places the organism in Eukaryota, Metazoa, Chordata, Lepidosauria, Squamata, Varanidae.
UUUCGGCGCACGUGGCUUUUACCUUCCUGGAACGGAGUCGCUUCUUCGGCCUGAGCGGAUUUCAAGGCUCUAGUCCCCAUGGCUCCAGCCCAGGCCUUGGGACGGAGGAGGAAGAGGCAGCGGCGGUGCAAAGACCGGGAUCCAGACGAGCAACAGGCCACAAAGAACUACGAGAUGCCCGUCUCCGCUUUCCCUGCAUCUGAGUGCGCUUCGGAUGUCGAGCUGGACACUCACGAAAUGGUUCGAGCCCAGAACAAGAAGAAGAAGAAAUCAGGGGGCUUCCAGUCCAUGGGUCUGAGCUACCCCAUUUUCAAAGGAAUUAUGAAGAAAGGAUACAAAAUACCGACCCCCAUUCAGAGGAAGACAAUUCCUGUGAUCCUGGACGGCAAGGACGUGGUUGCGAUGGCGAGGACCGGGAGCGGGAAGACGGCCUGCUUCCUCAUCCCCAUGUUUGAGAAGCUGAAGGCGCACAGUGCCAAGACCGGCGCGCGGGCCCUUAUCCUGUCCCCCACGCGGGAGCUGGCCCUGCAAACCCUCAAGUUCGCCAAGGAGCUUGGCCGAUUUGCUGGCUUGCAAACAGCCCUCAUCCUUGGAGGAGACAAGAUGGAAGACCAGUUUGCAGCCCUGCAUGAAAACCCUGACAUAAUCAUCGCCACUCCUGGCCGGCUGGUGCACGUGGCCGUGGAAAUGAAGCUUAAGCUGCAGAGCGUGGAAUAUGUGGUCUUUGAUGAGGCGGACAGGCUGUUUGAGAUGGGCUUUGCGGAGCAGCUGAAGGAGAUCCUUUCGCGGCUGCCCGAGAACCGCCAGACGGUGCUCUUCUCCGCCACCCUGCCAAAACUGCUUGUGGAGUUCGCCCGAGCUGGCCUUACGGAGCCGGUGCUGGUCCGUCUGGACGUGGAGUCCAAGCUGAGCGAGCAACUCAAGCUUUCCUUCUUCCACGUUCGGGCCGAUGACAAGCCGGCCCUGCUGCUGCACCUGCUGAGGACGGUGGUCAAACCCCAGGAGCAGACGAUCGUCUUCGUCGCCACCAAGCACCACACCGAGUAUCUGAAGGAGCUGUUGACGUCGCAGGGCGUGAACUGCACGCACGUCUACAGCUCUCUGGACCAGACGGCCCGCAAGAUCAACAUCGGCAAGUUCACCCACGGCAAGUGCUCGGUGCUCCUCGUCACCGACCUGGCCGCCCGCGGCAUCGACAUCCCCCUGCUGGACAACGUGAUCAACUACAGCUUCCCCGCCAAGUCCAAGCUCUUCCUGCAUCGCGUAGGCAGAGUGGCUCGGGCCGGGAGGAGCGGCACGGCCUAUUCCCUGGUGGCGCCCGACGAGACCCCCUACAUUUUCGACUUGCACCUGUUUCUCGGGCGGCCACUUGUCCUCGCCAGUCCUCACGAGAAGCCUGCAGAUACAGACGGCAUGUUCGGCCGCGUGCCCCAGAGCGUCAUCGACGACGAGGAGAGCAUGCUGCAGACGGACCACGAGCGCUCGCUGGAGCUGCAGAACCUCCGGCGCGUCGCCGACAACGCCCAGAAGCAGUACCAGAAAUCCCGGCCAGGCCCGUCGCCAGAGUCCAUCAAGCGGGUCAAGGAGAUGGACUUCAGCCUCGUGGGCAUUCACCCCUUGUUCAGUUUGCGUUUUGAGGACGACGAGAUGGAGCGGCUAAAAUUCGUGGACAGCAUCAAAACAUACCGUUCCAAGGCGACCAUCUUCGAAAUCAACGCCACCAACAAAACUCUGGCCAGCGAUGUCAUGCGUGCCAAACGCAGCCGAGACCGGCUGCUCAUUGACCGGCACCAAAGGAAGCAGCAGGAAAGGCUGUCCGUCGCUGCUGCAGCGGCGGCGGCAAAGGCGCAAGGCCCAGCUGCACCAGCCGCCACCGAAGAACAAGCAGCGGAGGCGGAGGAGCAUAUUCAGGAUGUCUUCUCCAGCGUGGUAGGAAGGAAACGGAAGCGGCACGAGGCAGGAGAGAGUACCAGGAAGAAGAGCAGUUGGUCGGAGCAUCAGGAUAAAGAGUUCUACGUCCCUUACCGGCCCAAAGAUUUUGAUUCUGAGCGCGGGCUUUGUGUUGGUGGAGAAGGAAGUGCCUUUGAGCAGCAGGCUUCCAGCGCCGUCCUCGAUCUGAUGGGUGACGAGAACCAGAACAUGAACAAGAACAAGCAGCGCCUGAAAUGGGAUCGGAAGAGGAAGCGCUUCGUGGAGCAGACGGGCCAGCAGGAGAAGAGGAAGAAGAUCCGCACCGAGAGCGGGGUGCUCAUCAGCAGCUCCUACCGAGGAGACCUCUACGAGAAAUGGAAAAAGAAGACCAAGAUAGAUGAGCAGGACUCGGAAGCGGAGGCUGAAGGGGAGCGCCGAGGUGGGAAGCCACGGAAGGGCAGAGGUGCCCACCGAGCACCGUCACAGGGCAGCCGCGGCCCCCAGCCGGGCCGUUCCGAGCUGAAAACCAAGCAGCAGAUUCUGAAGACGCGCAGGAAGGUGGCCAAGCAGCGCUUCCUGCAGAGCGGGGGGCUGAAGCGGCUGAAGUCCCGCAACCGCCAGCGCGUCCAGGAGCUGCGCCGGUCCGCCUUCGGGCGUGGGAGCACCAAGAAAGGCAAGCUGCGGAAGAGGAUGUAGAUCCCGCCAAGGCCGCGGUGCCAGCUUUCAGGACCCACCUGCCGUUCGCUUACUGGGUAAACUCUGGUCCCAGAAGGAAAGAUUAAACCAUAUUUGGACUGUC